Molecule: messenger RNA, 925 nt
Organism: Terrapene triunguis (Three-toed box turtle)
Lineage: Eukaryota; Metazoa; Chordata; Testudines; Emydidae
Product: protein phosphatase 1 regulatory subunit 12C-like
Exons: 10
Cellular component (GO): cytoplasm
Molecular function (GO): phosphatase regulator activity; protein kinase binding; enzyme inhibitor activity
Source: RefSeq, a predicted model, not a curated record
GAGCUUGGAAGACGGCCUGCAGAUGAAAAUCGACGUGGGUUCUGCCCCCAACCAGCUGCCCACUUCCAGCACAGACCCCCGCGACCGCCGAAGAUCGUAUCAGACCCCUGUGAGGGAUGAGGAGUCGGAAUCACAGCGCAAAGCCCGGUCGCGUCUCAUGAGGCAGUCCCGGCGAUCCACCCAGGGCGUCACCCUCACGGACUUGAAGGAGGCCGAGAAGACCAUUGGCCGAUCCGGGGAUGCCAGGGCCACCGAGCAGCGAAUCGGGGAGGACGAGAAGCGGGGCCGAGAAGGGGAGCAGCCGCUGGACACCACGGACUCGGCCCGGCGAUGCCGCACAGCCAACCCCGAGGACUCCUCGGUGUAUCCCGUGAAUCCCAUCGUGGUGAACUCUCAGGCAAAGAAAGCACCGGAGCCCGAGGGGCUGGGGCUGGGCUCCGAGGCGGAGGCCGAGCUGCGGAACCGGCUGGCCGUGCGGGACCGCCGGAAAGGCCGGCGGGAACGACGCUCCACGGGCAUGGUGCAGAACGCAGAGGGCGACGAGACCGAGGAGCCGGAGCAGCUGAAUGACACCGCCCCGGGAUCCAGGUACCUGCCGGCCGGGAGCUCCAGCACGUCCGACCACUUGAACAGCCUCCUGCCCCACCGGACGGACGCCUACGGCUGCGCCAGGCUCAGCAGCGUGGGCAGCGCCGGGGACGAGCAUGAAUACAAAAAGCUCUAUGAAGAUCUCCAGGUGGAGAACGAGAAGCUGAAGGAGCAGUUGCAGGAGACGCAGCUGAAGCUGACCCAGAUCAAGCUGGAGCUGGAGCGGGUGACCCAGAGGCAGGAGCGCUUUGCCGAGCGGCCGGCGCGGCUGGAGCUGGAGAGAUUUGAGCGCCGGGCCUUGGAGCGGAAGGCGGCGGAGCUGGAGGAGGAGCUGAAG